Messenger RNA from Mesorhabditis belari, 1203 nucleotides. Lineage: Eukaryota; Metazoa; Nematoda; Chromadorea; Rhabditida; Rhabditidae. The record is from the annotation of a GenBank genome assembly.
AUGGACCAUGUCUCAAUACAAGGAAAGAUACGAGAGUUUGAAGCGCGAAUCCGUCGAUGGCGACAGUUGAAAUUUGGCUUCGGUGAGACGACACACAGGAGAUCGACUUCACAGGAACCGACGAAAGCGUGUGACCGAGACGCUCCAAAUCGUGAGCACUUGCAAAGGAAACCUCUUCCGAUUUGCUCGACGAGUCCACUGCCACGCAAACAAAUGAACCAUAACGGCAUUUCUCCGCUCAACUUUGGCGCCGGAAGGGUGAACACGGAGAACGAUGAAGUGAAUCGCCGCUUCGAGGCUGUUCGAGCUCAAUCCGGCCUAUUGAGGCUAGGUGGAAAGAUCGAGAAAUGCAGCUAUGGAGAUCUUCAAUUCAUGGAGGAUAUCGGGCAUGGCAGCUGUGGCCACGUUCAGAAGAUGCAGUAUAAAGGCCAUGUAAUGGCUGUCAAGCAAAUGGCACGUACGGGUAACGCGGAUGUGUCAAGGCGGAUUCUCAUGGAUCUCGAUGUGGUGCUUCGGUGUCAAAGCAGGCACAUUGUGAUUUGCUACGGCUUCUUUAUCACUGAUUCUACGGUGUACGUGUGCAUGGAGUUGAUGGCGACUUGUUUGGACCGAUUCCUUGCCCGGAUUAAUCCCAAGCGCGUUCCUGAGCCAUAUAUUGGCCAAAUGACUGUGUCCAUAAUAUCAGCACUCAAUUAUCUCAAAGAGGGAAUGAGCAUAAUCCACCGUGAUGUGAAACCGUCAAACAUUUUGCUCGAUUGGGAUGGAAAUGUGAAACUCUGUGACUUUGGAAUUGCUGGACAGUUGAUAGAGUCGAAGGUGUUCACGCGUAAUGCCGGCUGCCCACCGUACAUGGCUCCAGAGCGCUUUCAACCGGAUGUGAAUGGUAUGGCUCCGUACGAUGUUCGAUCAGACGUAUGGUCGGUGGGAAUCACGCUGGUCGAGCUGGCGAGAGGAACUUACCCGUAUCCCGGUGGGUCCGAGUUCGAAAUUCUGACCGCUCUUCUCCAAAUGCCCGCACCGAGUCUCUCCGUUGAGGAGGGUUUCACUCCUGAAUUCUGCAACUUUGUCGAACUUUGCCUGAACAAAGAUGUUGAAAAGAGACCCAAAUACGAUGUGUUAAUGCAACACCCCUUCUACCUACGGAGCCUCCACGAUAGUGUCAAUUUGGGCGAUUGGUUCCAGGAUCACAUGUCCCAAGAAGAA